AUGAGCUCAGACGAACCCACCAAAGACGAUGUGGUGAAGAAGCCAGAUGUUGACGAAAAGAAAGAUGCUAGCGACCCCGCUGACGGUGAAGAGCUUAGAUUCACACCAGAAGAAGAGGAGCUUGAGGAUUGGAAGGAGGCCAUCAAAUCCGCGUCAGAUUCUCUCAAAGCUUUGGAAAAGCUUGAACAAAAUGACCCUCGACUGCAGCAUGGAGGGAAAAAAGAUGGCGAGGAAAAAGCCAAGAAGGAGGGGGAUGAUGUGGAGGAAGAGAUCAUCAGCGACGGGGCUUCGCGUGCAGCUCCAGCACCGGACUCAGUUGAUGAAGAAGUGAAAAAGCUCGAGGCAAACAUUCAACGAAUUCGAUGCAAAGCGCUUAUGAGACGAGCUCGUGGCCGAACUGAGGCAGGUGGCUGGCAUAAUCUUGCUGGCGCAGAAGAAGACUGCAAGACUCUAGCUGCCAAACCGGAAAGCCUGGCUCCAGCCGAUCUUCGAGUGGUCCAGAAGCAACUGAGAGAAUUACCCCCGAAAGUAAAGGCUGCACAGGAGAAAGAAAUGGGCGAGAUGUGGGGAAAACUAAAAGACCUUGGAAACGGCAUUCUGAAGCCGUUUGGGUUGAGCACAAACAAUUUCCAGAUGGUCAAGGACGAGAACACUGGAGGUUACAGCAUGAAUUUCCAGCCUGGAGGAAAGUCCCAAUGA
This is a messenger RNA of Fusarium poae, 699 nucleotides long. RefSeq lists its product as uncharacterized. The transcript has 2 exons. The record is from RefSeq and is a predicted model, not a curated record. Bases 1 to 699 code for a protein of 232 amino acids. Lineage: Eukaryota; Fungi; Ascomycota; Sordariomycetes; Hypocreales; Nectriaceae.